CUAAUUGCAUUUCUCAGCACAGCAUUUGGAAAACUUACUAGCAGAAGGAAGCAGAGUUAAACUGAGAGAAGUGUGGAGUGAGGGGUGGUGACUGUAUCUGGACAAAGAGCCUGGGGCACUCUCCCAGAGUCUGGCAUUCAUCAGACACACAGCAGACACUGCAGGCUGCAAGAAAGCACCAUAUCUACUGCCAUGACAAUAAUACAAGGAAAUGAGCAAACCAGAGCAGAUGCUGGCCCUGCCCUGUCCCAACCAGGACAGCAAGCCAAUCUAAACUCAUAUAUGUGGAAAGGGUUGGCAGAGAAGUUCCUGAAAGGGGAACCCAAAGUCCUUGGAGUUGUACAGAUUAUGAUUGCUGUGAUGACCAUGAGUGUUGGAGUAACAAUGUUGAGUGCCACAUUGCCGUAUAGGGGGCCACAUCCCAUUUCAGUGUACACAUUUUACACAAUUUGGGGGUCAGUCAUGUUUAUUUUGUCAGGAUCCUUCUCAGUUGCAGCAGGAACUAGAACUACAAAAGGUCUGGUACAAGGCAGCCUAGGAUUGAACAUCACCAGCUCUGUCUUGGCUGUAUUUGGGAUCAUAAUCAGUGCAACAAGCUUGAGUAUUUAUUCAUUCCAUCAUCCUUACUGUAACUAUAUUAUAGGACGUGAUAGUUGCUUCAUGACCAUUUCCAUUUUACUGGGUAUGGAUAGUAUUGCCCUCCUUUUAAGUGUGCUGGAGUUCUGCAUUGCUGUGUCCCUCUCUGCCUUUGGAUGCAAAGUAACCUGUUGUAAUCCUGGUGGGGUUGUGCUCAUUAUGCCGACAAACUCACAUGGAGCAGAAGUGGUUCCCCCUGCACCAUUUAAAGAAGAUUUAGCACCAACAAUAGAUCAACAGAAAAAUGUUCCAAACUAUCUACCCUGACUGUAAUGCAUGAAUCCUACUUGGGAAAGUAUUAGAGUCUAACUUAGAUAUGUAUGUAAAAUAAAUUCAGAAUCAUGUUCUCCUUUUUCCCAAACUACUCAAUGAUUCAAUUUGCUGACUCUCUAACAGAAUAUCAGAAGUUGAAUAAGCAAAUCAUACACUUUAAUGGGUCAGCAGAAAUUGAAAGUAAAAAAAAAAUCUCUUUAAGGCAGUAUAAAAGAGCAUUCAUUGUAUUUUCAAAAAAGAGUUGGCAGGGCAAAGGCAAAAAGGUAUUGCCGAGAUGAGGUCUAGUGGACUAUACUUUAUUAGUAGUAUUCAGAAAUGCAAUUCAUUUUAACAUACUGACCAUUUUUAUGGAAUCCUUUUUUCCUUAUCCACAUUUUCAUCAACUAUCUUUUUCUUUUAACUUGAAGAACUUUAACAUUCAUUGUUUUGAAAUUUUUCUGGCAUUACAUUGUUUCAGAUUGUUUUGCUUGUUGUCUGAAUUCAUUUUAAUUUUACUUUGAUUUUUGAUGUAUAUUUUCACAGGAUAUGGGUCCUUGAUUAAACUUUUUUUAUCUUUAAUGAUGUCUUUUUGUGCAGUUAUUGUUAUCUUUGUUCUCUAAAGUAUACUUUGUCUCACUUAAAAACUUUUUUGUUUACCAUGCAUUUUUAGUGAUUUCUCUGUGAAAUUCUUUAGUGUAGUUUACUUUUCUUCAUCCAGCUUGAGGUUAAUUGGGAUACUUUUAAUGUGAGUUUACACUUUUUAUCAAGUUUGUAAAUUUCAACCAUUUCUUCAAAUAAUUUCCAACUCCGUGAACUUCUGUUUUUCUUGGACUUUGAUUAUACUUUAGACCACUUUA
Oryctolagus cuniculus (rabbit) is the source of this 1745-nucleotide messenger RNA. RefSeq names its product membrane spanning 4-domains A4A (gene MS4A4A). Gene Ontology annotation, cellular component: Golgi apparatus; plasma membrane. The record is from RefSeq and is a predicted model, not a curated record. NCBI's taxonomy places the organism in Eukaryota, Metazoa, Chordata, Mammalia, Lagomorpha, Leporidae.